AUGGUGCUGAAGGGGAGGGGCUGGGUGCAUGCCGUUUAUCGAUUCUCCGAGUUCGGAUGCCGAGGCGGGGGGCUGAGGGAACGGGGCGGGACGACGGAACGUGGCUAUGCGGGGAGAUGGGCAAGACCACCAGACGAACAGUCCCUUUGGUACGACGGUCGAAUCUACCCUAAGGCAUGUCGAGUCUGGCACACGACGAUUCUGCAGCCGUGCUGCCAUGUGUUGCUUGGCUAUGCUUUGCAUCUGCGUAUACUUAGAAUAGAGAGAGGCGUGAGCGCCGCCUGCGCGCUGGCAACUGUGUGCGCGGCAGCUGUCAUCGCCCAUUCGACAUCAGACGAUGGAUUUGCCCAAAGGCUUUACGACCAGGCCAGACAAGCCGGCCAGUAUCCACCACCUAAUCCUGCAGAGGCACAGAAACGGGCCGGCAGCAGUUCGCGGGCGCUUGCCCGGCACUCGGUUGUUCCCGCGGCCAUCUUGGUUGCAGUUGUUUAUGAAACACCAACACUCGCCCAUCCAGCAGCCGCGCCUAUCGUCACUGUGAGCGCCUCGCGGAUGGGCGCUCUCGGUGGGUCGCAAGGCAUCUUGCUCGGCCCGUGUAUGUUGGAUUGCUAUUCUCGCAGCCUGGUCUCUCUCGCACGCUCUUGA
Bipolaris victoriae FI3 is the source of this 645-nucleotide messenger RNA. RefSeq lists its product as hypothetical. NCBI's taxonomy places the organism in Eukaryota, Fungi, Ascomycota, Dothideomycetes, Pleosporales, Pleosporaceae. Bases 1 to 645 code for a protein of 214 amino acids. The transcript has a single exon. The record is from RefSeq and is a predicted model, not a curated record.